Molecule: messenger RNA, 1279 nt
Organism: Prionailurus viverrinus (fishing cat)
Lineage: Eukaryota; Metazoa; Chordata; Mammalia; Carnivora; Felidae
Gene: AVEN
Product: apoptosis and caspase activation inhibitor
Exons: 7
Coding region: 1-1263 (420 amino acids)
Biological process (GO): negative regulation of G2/M transition of mitotic cell cycle
Source: RefSeq, a predicted model, not a curated record
AUGUACCCCAGCCUUCCCAGGGCCCCGGUUCCGGCCCCACCUGCCAGGCCCCGGGCCGCCCCGCCCCCGCCGCGGCCGGCUUCCAUCCCCGGCCCCGCACCCCGCGCUCGCCGCCACCGGGGGCCUGUCGCUCGCGGCUCCUGCGAGCGACCUGUUUCCGGUGGGGCAAGGGCGUCUCCGCCGCGGCCCAGCCCCGGCGCGCUCAGCAUCGCCGGCGGCGGCCAGAUGCAGGCGGAGCGAGGAGCUCGGGGCGGCCGCGGACGCCGGCCGGGCCGCGACCGGCCGGGCGGGGACCGCGACCGCGAGCGGGCGGGAGCCGCAGCGGCGGUGGCGAGAGGCGGCGGGGACGGAGGCGGCCGCCGGGGUCGCGGUCGGGGCUUCCGCGGCGGCCGCGGAGGGCGAGGAGGAGGCGCCCCGCGAGGCGGCCGCCGGGAGCCAGGAGGCCGGGGCGCCUGGGCCAGAGCGCCGGUUGAAGAUGACAGUGAUGCAGAGACCUUUGGAGAAGAGAACGAGGAACAGGGAAAUUAUUCUAAAAGAAAGAUAGUCUCUAACUGGGAUCGAUAUCAAGAUAUUGAAAAAGAGGUCAAUAAUGAAAGUGGAGAAUCACAACGGGGGACAGACUUCAGUGUCCUCCUCAGCUCUGCAGGGGACUCAUUCUCUCAGUUCCGCUUUGUUGAGGAGAAGGAGUGGGAUGGUGAAGCGUCGUGUCCAAAACAGAAUUCGGCAUUUUAUGUGGACUGUGAGUCAUUGGUUCGCGCCCUUCAAGAACUGCCUCUCUCGCUCCGACUCAAUGUCGCUGCUGAAUUGGUCCAGACCACUCUUCCUUUAGAGCUUCCUCAGGUGAAACCAAAGAGAAAUGAUGAAGGCAAGGGACGAGGGAUGCAGUUAAAAGGGCCCUUGGGGCCUGGAGGAAGGGGGUCUGCUGAGCUGAAGUCUGUUGCUGCUGGCUGCCCCAUGUACCUGGGUAAAGAUAGCCCAGGUCCCACAAAGGGUUCCCUGCAGUCAGCAGCAGGCCCCUUGGAGGAAGAGUUAGAUCUGCUGCUGAGUUUAGAUGCACCUAUAAAAGAGGGAGAGAACAUCUUACCAGACCAGACAUCUCAGGACCGAGGAUCUGAGAAAGAUGGGGAGGUGGCCCCAGAAGAAAAAGCUCCUGCAGAGCCCUCUGUGGUGGAAGAAAAGAACGUGGAACCGGAGCAAGCAAGUACAUCAAAAACUGUUACCGAGGAAGAGCUCGAAGACUGGUUGGACAGCAUGAUUUCCUAACGUAUAGAAAGAAAAA